CUAGAAGCUCGGUGGGUAUAUAAGGAUUGCGCGGUUUGCGUUCUGCCAAUUGUCAAUAAGCUGUGGUGCGAGGAAGUUGUGCUUGUAAAAGUGCGAUUACCGGUUAAAUCUUUACAUUCAUUUAAUAAUUUUAAGUGCAUUUAAAUAUUUAAACAGUCAAGAUGCCUGAAGAACAAAUGGGAGAAGUUGAAACUUUCGCCUUCCAGGCUGAAAUCGCUCAAUUGAUGAGCUUGAUCAUCAAUACCUUUUACUCCAACAAAGAAAUUUUCCUUCGUGAAUUAAUUUCAAAUUCCUCAGACGCUUUGGAUAAAAUCAGAUAUGAAUCUCUCACAAAUCCCUCAAAAUUGGACAGCGGCAAGGAUUUGUACAUUAAAAUCAUCCCAAACAAAAGCGAAGGCACCCUCACCAUCAUUGAUACUGGAAUCGGUAUGACUAAAGCAGAUUUAGUCAACAACCUAGGUACAAUUGCAAAAUCUGGCACCAAAGCGUUCAUGGAGGCUCUACAAGCAGGCGCCGAUAUUUCUAUGAUCGGUCAGUUUGGUGUAGGUUUCUACUCUGCGUAUCUUGUCGCCGAUAAAGUCACAGUCGUUUCUAAGCAUAAUGAUGACGAACAGUACAUUUGGGAAUCAUCAGCUGGUGGCAGCUUCACCGUACGCGUCGAUCACGGCGAACCCCUCGGCCGUGGCACCAAAAUGGUCCUCCACAUCAAGGAAGACCAGACCGAUUUCCUCGAAGAGCACAAGAUCAAGGAAAUUGUUAAGAAACAUUCUCAAUUCAUUGGUUACCCAAUCAAAUUGAUGGUGGAGAAGGAACGCGAAAAGGAGUUGAGCGAUGACGAAGCCGAAGAAGAAAAGAAAGAGGAAGACGAAGAUGAAUCCAAACCAAAAAUUGAAGAUGUGGGUGAAGAUGAAGAGGAAGAUAAGGAAGGCAAGGAUAAGAAAAAGAAGAAGACCAUUAAAGAGAAGUACACCGAAGAUGAAGAAUUAAACAAAACCAAACCGAUCUGGACACGUAAUGCCGAUGACAUCAGUCAGGAAGAGUACGGCGAAUUCUACAAAUCCCUCACCAACGAUUGGGAAGACCACUUGGCCGUAAAGCACUUCAGUGUGGAAGGUCAGUUGGAAUUCCGCGCACUUCUCUUUGUACCCAGACGUGUACCUUUCGACCUCUUUGAGAACAAGAAGCGAAAGAACAACAUCAAACUAUACGUCAGACGGGUUUUCAUCAUGGAUAAUUGCGAGGAAUUAAUCCCAGAGUACCUCAACUUCAUUAAGGGCGUCGUCGAUAGUGAAGACUUGCCCUUGAACAUCUCGCGUGAGAUGCUCCAACAAAAUAAAAUUCUCAAAGUCAUCCGUAAGAACUUGGUCAAAAAGUGCUUGGAACUCUUCGAUGAACUUGCCGAAGACAAGGAUGGUUACAAGAAAUUCUACGAACAGUUCUCCAAGAAUCUCAAGUUGGGCAUCCACGAAGACUCUCAAAACAGAGCUAAACUCUCAGAUCUGCUACGCUACCACACGUCUGCCAGUGGAGAUGAAAGCUGCUCCCUUAAAGAAUACGUUACGCGCAUGAAGCCCAACCAAAAACACAUCUACUACAUCACCGGCGAAAACAAGGAUCAAGUAGCCAACUCGUCGUUUGUUGAACGUGUUAAGAAGCGCGGAUUUGAAGUUGUCUACAUGACCGAGCCGAUUGAUGAGUACGUCGUGCAGCAAAUGAAAGAAUAUGACGGCAAACAACUUGUUUCCGUCACCAAGGAAGGUCUCGAACUUCCAGAAGAGGAGGAGGAGAAGAAGAAACGCGAAGAAGACAAAACCAAAUUCGAGGGUCUUUGCAAGGUCAUGAAGAACAUCUUGGAUAGCAAAGUAGAAAAGGUGGUCGUUUCAAACAGGCUGGUAGAAUCGCCAUGUUGUAUCGUCACAUCGCAAUACGGAUGGACUGCCAAUAUGGAACGUAUCAUGAAAGCACAGGCGUUACGCGACACAUCCACGAUGGGCUACAUGGCCGCAAAGAAACACCUGGAAAUUAACCCUGACCACUCCAUCAUUGAAAACCUCAGGCAAAAGGCCGAAGCCGACAAGAACGACAAGGCCGUUAAAGACCUAGUUAUCUUAUUAUUCGAAACUGCUCUCCUUAGUUCCGGAUUCGCGCUCGACGAACCACAAGUACAUGCAUGCCGCAUUUACAGAAUGAUCAAAUUAGGUUUGGGUAUCGACGAAGAGGAACCCAUGAUGACUGAAGAAUUAGAAGGUGCUGCGGGUGAUGUUCCAGCUACAGAUGCCGAAAGCGAAGAUGCAUCGCGUAUGGAAGAGGUUGAUUAAGCUGCUAUCAGUAUUUUAGGUUUUUCCAAUUGUUCGCGUUGAAGGCAUGUGUUGUAGUAUGCUUUUAACUUCAUUCCUUUGUCUAAGAAUUUAUUUUUAGUUAUUUAUAUCUUAUUGAUGUACAGGCUGUGUCCAAGGAAAUACUAGUUUUUGCAAAUGUACUGAUUUCAAAUAAAUCUUCUUUAAAA
This is a messenger RNA of Photinus pyralis (common eastern firefly), 2506 nucleotides long. RefSeq names its product heat shock protein 83 (gene Hsp83). Gene Ontology annotation, molecular function: disordered domain specific binding; ATP hydrolysis activity; ATP-dependent protein folding chaperone. Gene Ontology annotation, cellular component: protein-containing complex; perinuclear region of cytoplasm; plasma membrane. NCBI's taxonomy places the organism in Eukaryota, Metazoa, Arthropoda, Insecta, Coleoptera, Lampyridae. The record is from RefSeq and is a predicted model, not a curated record. Gene Ontology annotation, biological process: cellular response to heat; protein folding; protein stabilization. The transcript is spliced from 3 exons. Bases 162 to 2318 code for a protein of 718 amino acids.